Messenger RNA from Phlebotomus papatasi, 1184 nucleotides. It is a transcript of the gene RfC38, whose product is annotated as replication factor C subunit 3. Gene Ontology annotation, molecular function: DNA binding; ATP hydrolysis activity; DNA clamp loader activity. Lineage: Eukaryota; Metazoa; Arthropoda; Insecta; Diptera; Psychodidae. The transcript has a single exon. Gene Ontology annotation, cellular component: nucleus; DNA replication factor C complex. The record is from RefSeq and is a predicted model, not a curated record. The coding region runs from base 51 to 1118 and encodes 355 amino acids. Gene Ontology annotation, biological process: DNA repair; DNA-templated DNA replication.
AACAUAACCUCAUUUUCAUUUGUCCGGGUGUUUUUAUUGCGCGGCCAAGAAUGUCUCUCUGGGUUGAUAAACAUCGUCCACGGGAUUUUUCCAAGUUGGACUAUCACAAGAAGCAAGCAGAACAGCUUAGGAAUUUGCUGAAGCAGGGUGACUUCCCGCAUUUGAUGUUCUACGGCCCAUCCGGAGCCGGUAAGAAGACGCGCAUAAUGUGCUUACUGAGGGAGCUCUAUGGGCCCGGUGUUGAGCGCCUUCGACAUGAAACAAUGGUCUUCACAACACCGUCCAACAGGAAAGUCGAGAUAAUGACUGUGGGCAGUAACUAUCAUCUGGAAGUGAAUCCCUCUGAUGCUGGAAUCUACGACAGGGUGGUGAUUGUUGAUCUCAUCAAGCAAGUAGCCCAGACACAUCAGAUUGACCCAAGUGGUCAGAGGGAAUUCAAAGUGAUUGUCCUGUCGGAAGUGGAUCAUAUUACAAAGGAUGCCCAGCAUGCUCUCAGGAGGACAAUGGAGAAGUACAUUAACACCUGUCGGAUUGUCUUGAGCGUCAAUUCGACAUCGAGAGUCAUUCCGGCAAUCAGGAGUCGUUGCUUGGGAAUCAGAGUGGCAGCUCCGACGCAUGAGGAAAUAGUAAGUGUCUUGAUGGCUACAUGCAAGAAGGAAAGCUUGCAGCCUUCGCGUGAACUCUGUCAGAGAAUUGCCGAGCAGUCCAAGAGGAAUCUACGGAGAGCAAUUCUUAUGCUAGAAGCCUGUAAGACUCAACAGUAUCCCUUCACGGCCAAUCAGAAAAUCAUCGAAUUGGACUGGGAAGUCUACCUCAGGGAGACAGCAAAUGAAAUCAUCUUGGAACAAACCACCAGUCGCCUCCAGUCUGUCAGGGAACGCCUCUAUGAACUCCUGGGUCAGGGAAUCCCACCCAAUAUGGUCUUCCGUGGUCUUGUGGAGAAUCUCGUGAUGAAAUGUGACAUGAGUCUCAAGGCAGAAACCAUCAAAUAUGCUGCUGAAUAUGAACACAGGAUGCAAGCUGGGAAUAAGCACAUCUUCCACCUGGAGGCUUUUGUGGCGCGUUUCAUGGCAAUCUACAAGAAACAACUUGAAGGCAUUGUUAUGGAUGACUUCUAACUUGCGCAUGUUUCCAUAUUUUCAGUUUCCUGGCAACGGCAAAAAUAAAACUUUUAUAAACAAGAA